AUCGAAGAGGCUCUUUAAAAAGAGUACUUCGGCCUCCAUCUGACGGCAUCCCCCGCUGCAACCGCCAACUCACCACCUGAUCUAACUGCGAGCACCAAAUAUACCCGAAGUUCUCAUCAGUCGCCAUGGCUGCCAGUGAAAACCAAGAUCCAAACCUCGAAGGGCUUGAACAGGAACAAGAUGUGGAGGUAUUUGACGUCGGCAUGUUCGAAGGUGGAAGUAAAGGAAGCGGCUUCCACACCAAGAACAACCCAAAGGAUCCGUACCAGCGUUCGGAAGUCAUCCAACGGACUGGUCACGGCGUGGAUAUCAGAUGCACUCUGAUAGAUGCGGUUCAUGGCUCCAUGUCCGCGGACAGCGAUUUCUGGGCGACGUUGUUGGUCUUACAGUUCCGCUUUGAUCCUCAGAAGAGGGCACGUCGUGUCUCUGAAGCAACAAUUGAGCUCCGUUUCGAUGUUUCCGACACGAACAACGAGCUCCCCGAGGUUGAAGCAGUAUCUUUCGACGGCAACUACAGCUUCCUACCUAGCAAACAAUCCGAGACCAUCGUCACUGGCGCCGACGGAGGCAUUGGAGCCAGCUACGGAGCAGAGCUCAACGCUUCGCUGAAAUGGGAGAAGACGGUAGCUCGCGAAACGGCAGACGCAACCACCGUCAGCGGAGGGAAGCUCGUUCUCGACAACAUGCCCCCCAACCGGGUGGCCAAGUGGACUCUUCUGGAGAACAAAACGCUCAAGACAGGAGUCCCGGCAUCCAUACAGGUAGCCGUUAGGAUCAAGCGGAGGGACGAGGCAGUCUUCACUUGCAUUCCAAAGCUGCAGUGCAAGGCAGACAAGUGGACCUCUGUACAGUCUUUCUUUGGAAGGGUGCCCGAAGAUGACCCUGUGCUGCUCAAGCCGGACAUGAAGGCGACCAACAAGCUCAAAGUGUACGACACGGAGGAGCUGGGUAGCAUCGACUUGCAGAAGCUGAGCGACGUUACCUUCACAACCAUGAUCCUGGAUGCUCAGAAGUAACGCGUGGGGGCCAAAAGUGGUCAGCAAACAGGGAAUCAGUUUCAGGCCCGCUUUCUGACAGAGUGAUAUGCAUCCGUAGGGCUCAGAUGCCUGUAUUAUUCG
Ilyonectria robusta is the source of this 1118-nucleotide messenger RNA. RefSeq lists its product as uncharacterized. NCBI's taxonomy places the organism in Eukaryota, Fungi, Ascomycota, Sordariomycetes, Hypocreales, Nectriaceae. The transcript has a single exon. Bases 126 to 1016 code for a protein of 296 amino acids. The record is from RefSeq and is a predicted model, not a curated record.